Messenger RNA from Acanthisitta chloris (rifleman), 271 nucleotides. It is a transcript of the gene FAM107B, whose product is annotated as family with sequence similarity 107, member B. The annotation marks the transcript as partial. The record is from RefSeq and is a predicted model, not a curated record. NCBI's taxonomy places the organism in Eukaryota, Metazoa, Chordata, Aves, Passeriformes, Acanthisittidae. The transcript is spliced from 2 exons.
GGGCCUGGCACCUCAGAACAAACCAGAGCUGCAGAAGGUGAUGGAGAAAAGGAAACGAGAUCAAGUUAUUAAACAACAAAAAGAAGAGGAAGCACAGAAGAAGAAAUCAGACCUGGAAAUAGAGCUACUGAAACGGCAGCAGAAACUGGAGCAGCUGGAACUGGAGAAACAGAAAAUCCAGGAGGAGCAGGAGAAUGCACCUGAAUUUGUGAAGGUCAAGGGCAACUUGAGGAGGACAGGCCAGGAAGCCACAGAAGCACCAGACUCCUAG